Argentina anserina (silverweed cinquefoil) is the source of this 780-nucleotide messenger RNA. RefSeq lists its product as uncharacterized. Gene Ontology annotation, molecular function: acylphosphatase activity. The record is from RefSeq and is a predicted model, not a curated record. The coding region runs from base 325 to 642 and encodes 105 amino acids. NCBI's taxonomy places the organism in Eukaryota, Viridiplantae, Streptophyta, Magnoliopsida, Rosales, Rosaceae. The transcript has 2 exons.
UCAGCCUUUUGAGAAACCUCCUGAAGAAUCGAAACCAGAGUAUAAAUACCACAGAUUCUGAAAAUAUCGAAUGGCAUCACCAAUCCCACUUAGGCCACUGGCAUAUCAAACGGAACCAAAUUCCUCGCAUCUCGGAACAAAUGGACCCAUAAAAUCACCAAUGCUGCUUGUUCUCCUUUUAGAUUCAUCACCCAUCUCACUAAUCCUCAUCCUCAUCAUCUUCAUCUUCCUCUUCCGCUUCGCUCUCCUCUUCUUCUACCUCGCCCUCCUCUUCCUCCUCUGUUCGGACCUCGUCCGCCUCACUUUCAACCUUCUCGGACCCUCAUGACCACCACCCAGGCCACGUCUGAUUCCCCACAGUCCUCCACCAAAACGGUGAGGCUUGUGAUUAAAGGGAGGGUUCAGGGUGUGUUUUACAGGAACUGGACUAUAGAGAAUGCAACCCAAUUGGGGUUGAAGGGUUGGGUUAGGAACAGGAGAGAUGGGUCUGUCGAGACUCUGCUAUCUGGGAAUUCCGAUGCGGUCCAGGAAAUGGAGCAGAGGUGUCGACGCGGUCCUCCUUCUGCAAUGGUUACUGGGCUUGAGGUUUAUCCCAGCACUGAUGACCCCGGUUCUGGAUUUGAGCGCAAACAAACGGUUUGAUCCAUCUUUUACAGAUUGAACAUUCCUUUUUAUGUAUAAAAGCUAUAGACUUUUCGGUUUUUAGGCAUCAAUAAGAAUCGAGAUAGAUCGUGAUUAUGUGGUUUUGUUGUUCAAAUAAAAUACCACUUGUCGUCUUCU